This is a messenger RNA of Dicrocoelium dendriticum, 1701 nucleotides long. The record is from the annotation of a GenBank genome assembly. Lineage: Eukaryota; Metazoa; Platyhelminthes; Trematoda; Plagiorchiida; Dicrocoeliidae.
CAGGCUUCGAAGUCUCGCAGGAAGAAACGGCGCCUGUUUGUCAUUGCUGCCUACGCCCCUACAAACCGUAGCACUGAUUCGGUGAAAGCUGAUUUCUAUCAGCGACAUAACGAUCUCCUUCAUUACAGAAGAAGUACGGAUACUGUGGUGUUGGUUGGCGAUCUAAACGCCCAUCUGGGCAUCCAGGCUCUCGUAAUGAUAACGCCUACAAGUCUGCUACAACCUGCGUUUGUGUUAAGUUCGAAAAUCCUCCUACUCCUCGACCGGACCGUGAUCGUUGAUCUCGGAUCAGUUGCUUUCUCAAAGGAUGUUAUUCUUCGAAAUGCUGCGCUGUUGAAAUGUCGUGUUCUGCCAUAGCUUCUGAAUUUUCGGCUCAGAAAUUUCGGCUGGUUGUAGAUACUCCAUCUAUCUUUGGCGUUUGGCGGCACACAUGCUGUGGCGUCGGCCGAAGUUACUAUGUUUACCGAGUACUCUUUGCUUCCUUGAUAUUUUUAUUAACUGCACUGGACUUUCUUUGGAUUAUUGGUUUCGACGGAGCUGGAGACCUCGACCGAAUUUCCGCCUGUUUAGAUGGUGUACAACUAACCUUGGUUGCCCUGACUUUCGCAUAUGCCCUCCUGGCUCACAGCGCCGCGAGUUUUUGGUUCGCUCGUGCACUUCCAAUUGAUAAACGAAUCGUACCAUACAAAUGUGCUUGGCUACUCUACACGUGCAGCACCAAUGCUGUCUUCGUGUGCAUGAUUGUGUUUUGGGCAUCUGGUGGUUCGAAUUCGACUUUGGAACAACAGUUGAAGAACAGCAUUCCUGGUUGCCUUGUUCUCUUGGAUUUGUGCCUGACAAGUGUGCCCUUCUACUUCUGUCAUUUCAUCUACGUUAUACUGUUCUAUUUCUUUUAUCUUUCUGUGGCCGCCCUAAUAAUGCUUCUCGCGUACACUUUUGGGUUAGCGGACAAGAAUCUCUCUGCUCCAUCCACUCCCACUGCAUUGAUCGCCGGUUACCCCCUUUUGCCUAAGGGUUACGAAGACUUCUCCAACGUGCACCACAUCAUGAUCACCCUGGUCGGCUGCAUAUCACUUGCCCUCAUCGUUCAUUCCAUUCUGUUGUGUAUAAUCACGAUUCGUGACUUCUUUUCUAGUCUGUUUCACGUGAGUACGGACAGUUUACUCGAAAUUCAACCACUUCUCAGCGCUGAUGACCCGUACACGAAUUCGUUCACCACUGCAUCCACGCCAGGCGCUAUUUCAAAUAACGGAGCAACAAGUUCAGCAAAUGGACCUGGGCCUACGUUCAAUCCUUCACCAAGUAAGGAAGGAUAGUGGAUCUAAUGCAUUAUGGCUCCACACAACUGUUCAAUAUCUCGCCGUUACCUUUACCCACCAGAAGCCGCUUUGUUCAUUGUCACUUUUCUCGGUUGGCUGAGGCAUUAUCAGCAUUCUGCCCUUUUUUGUCCUGUCAUUUUUUUCUAUUGUCACCUUUUUAUCAACUGCUUUUCAGAACCGUCUUAGUCCAUAUUCAUUUUAGCCCAUUUCCCUUUGUAAUCAUAACUAACUACAAAUCGCAUUAUUCGCCACGUAUUCUUCUUCACGCUAACCAGGCUUGAAAUGCUGCGACAUUUUAGUUAUCUUCCAUUUAGUCUUCGUUUGUGGCAGUCCGUUCUCUGUUGACUGCAUAAAAACCCCGGUGAACCAAAAUUAAGCGCAG